UGCUUGUUCAUCGCCAUCAUUUGCAAUAAAGGAAUUUGUCGAUUUGAUGGAAGAAUUUGAUCAAGAAUCGAUGAAACAUAUCUGCAAAUUCUGCAACAAGAGUUUCCCAUGUGGGAGAUCGUUAGGAGGUCACAUAAGGUCUCACGUGAUCAACUCUCCUGACCACCAUCAUCAUCAGAAGCUCUCAUCUUUCAUCAACAAUGGCGGAUUGAUGAACAACAACAAUAACAACAACGUAAUUCCCAUCAAUGGUUCUUCGAAUUCAAAUGAUUCGUGUUAUGAAUUGCGAAAAGAUCCCAAAAAGACGAUCAAAUCCAAAGAUUCAAGAAGUUCGAAUCAAGUCAGUAGUUCGAGUGUUCUUGAUAAGCUCUGUAAGGAAUGUGGAAAAGGGUUUCAAUCUUGGAAAGCUCUUUUUGGGCACAUGAAAUGUCACUCCAAGAAAGUAUCGAACAACAAGAACAACAAUUCAGCAAGUCUGAAUCAUAAUUCUUUGACUAGCCAAUCAGAUAACGAGAAUUCAGAUGCCAAAAUCCAUAGAAUAAAGAGAUCAAGAUCAAGAAACAGACGAAACAAAAGGUAUUCUCCUGCUAAAAAAACUGCAAUCACAACAGCUUCAUCUUCAAUCUCUAUGAACAACAAUAAUCAAAUUAGUAGCAACAAUGCUUCAACAAGUGUGGUAUCUGAGAUAGAUCAAGAACAAGAAGCAGAUGUUGCUAUGUCUUUGAUGAUGCUGUCUAAAGAUGUGAGAAAAUGGGGUAAUCAAUUUGGAUCAUCUGAUUACUGUUCUUCCUCUGUUUUGGGUAAAAAUCUGUUUGAAAAUGGUUUCAAGAUGAAGAAAUCAGCAGAAACCCAAGUGGGUAUUGAUUUUCUUGGAAGAUCUGAGGUGGAUUAUGAAGGAUUUGAGAGAAUUUCAACCAAAAACGAUGAAUUCACUUCAUGUUUUGCUGAAAUUAAGGACUCAAACAAGAGAAAGUUCGAGUGCUUUAGUUGUAACAAGAGUUUUCACUCUUAUCAAGCACUUGGUGGGCAUAAAGCAAGUCACAAGAAGCUAAAGAUUUGUUUCGACUCAAGACCCCUGAACGAAAACACAAUCGAACACGAACCCGUGUUAGAUCAUGAUCAAACAAUCAAUGGGUAUGAUCAGAAAACAUCUGGUGAUCAUCAAGAACCAUCAAAUUUCAAUCUUGGUCAUGAGUGUUCGGUUUGCUUAAAGAUGUUCUCAUCAGGGCAAGCUUUAGGGGGUCACAAACGAUCACAUGUGAUUGCUGAAUCCAAACCGAAUCAAGAGAACUACACGAAUGUGAUCAAGAAACCUGAUGAGCAGCCAAUUCGCGAAACCCGAACGUUUCUUGAUCUCAAUAUGCCUCCUCAAGAAGAAGAAGAAGAGGAGGAGAUGAUCAUGAAGAGUAGUUGUACCAUAAAGUACAAGUCUUACUAUUGGGAAGAUUGUAGUGAUCACCAUAACCAUGAAUCAAGACUCUUGGGUUUGCUAUCAACAAGCUAAUAAUAGCAUAUACAUUACUUCAAGAUUGUACAUGAUUCAAUUCAUUUUUUACAUUCUUGUGCUCAUAAACUUCAUUGGG
Molecule: messenger RNA, 1583 nt
Organism: Cynara cardunculus var. scolymus (artichoke)
Lineage: Eukaryota; Viridiplantae; Streptophyta; Magnoliopsida; Asterales; Asteraceae
Product: zinc finger protein ZAT9-like
Exons: 2
Coding region: 47-1504 (485 amino acids)
Source: RefSeq, a predicted model, not a curated record